Trematomus bernacchii (emerald rockcod) is the source of this 1641-nucleotide messenger RNA. RefSeq lists its product as uncharacterized. The transcript is spliced from 5 exons. The coding region runs from base 151 to 861 and encodes 236 amino acids. NCBI's taxonomy places the organism in Eukaryota, Metazoa, Chordata, Actinopteri, Perciformes, Nototheniidae. The record is from RefSeq and is a predicted model, not a curated record.
GCUGGUGGGUCGCAGUGGAGAGUUCGGGGGGAAUUCAGACGCUGUCUGGGGGAGUUUCCAUUGCAGCAGAGGCGGAGUAAACACUGCACGGUAUACUGCACAGUUUUGUUCCUGACACCUUUCUGUUUUCGACAGCAACAAAGGGAAAAUAUGAAGUUUCUGGAGCUGGGGGACUCCACAAGUCGCUUCAGGUUCUCUCAGUCCAGUGUGGGGUUGGCAGGUUGCCUGUGUGUGAGCUACGCAGUCUGGACACCGUUCUGGCUGAAGGAGAGGGGACUCUGGACAGAGUGGAAUAACACUAAAAGUGACCAGACAAAUCAUAUAGGUGGCAAUGACUUCAGCGCCCUGGAGGCAGAGAGAGUAUUUGGAGUGCUCUCCUUCCUGAUGGCUGUAAGCACGGGGGCUCUGUGUCUGGUGUUUGCCCUCUGCUGGACAUCUGAGACGGUGCGCUCCUACUCCAACACUCGCUCUCUCCUCAUGGCAGGACAGGCCCUGUACCCCACCACCCUGCUGCUGUUCACCAUGGCCUCUACAGGUUUCUUCUUCCUCCUCAGCUGGUCCUUUUUCACCUAUCAGCACAGGGAAGAAAUCCGCCAGGACUUCUCCAGCCUCGGCUCCUCCUAUUGGCUAGGGGCCUUAGGUUGGGUCCUGCUGUUGGUCGUGGAGAUGAUAGUGUUUAUAGCUGAGCAAGCUGUUGUGCCUGACAUCCUGCCAGACUUAGAGAAAUGUGUGGAGUCCUGGCGGAUUUCCUCUCAACUUAAGGCCGCUAAACGUUCUUUCAGCGACGGUUAUUACCCUGGAAACUGCAUAAGCAACAUGGCUCCUAAUAGCCUUGAGUGGGGUGCAGAAAUUAGGACAUGACAGAGGAAAUGAUUGAUAAUGUGUAUGUUACACAUUACUAACACAGACUCAAUGAGGAACCAGCAAUUCACACUCGUGACUCGCCUGAUCGAGCCCUGGCAUCAAGCUGAGAGGCCUGUUUGGGAAUCAUUAUUAUUAUUGAUCUAUACAACCAGACUGAAUAUUGAUUAACUGUGUUGGGAGUUCAAGUGUUUGCCAGAGGAAUUAAGUUGGAUUCCUGAAAGUCUCCAGCUUUCUCAAGAGCUGAUCAUAGCAGUGAUUCUCCACUUUGUUUCCAGUAUUGACUCAAAAGUAAAACACACUAAGGACCAACAAUACUGGCUGGUUAACUGGGCGGUAAAUGUAAGAUGACAAUUGUUGUCCUACAAAGUGUAUGUGGUGCUUGUUGUCCAGGUGUGCCCCCAGGCCAGAAUCAGAUCCAGCUUUGUUUUGUUUUUUUGUGUCAGAUUGAUGUUAUCAAAACACUCACAAAACAUCCAGCUUGUACCUGGACUAUUGUUUUUUCUUCAAGUACUAGUGUUUCAAUGUGUCUGUAUAAGCUGCAAAGUUGUUGAUGUAUGUUAAAUACACGUAUGUUUAACAUUAGAUUUUUUUUUGUUUUCUUAUAAAAGGUAAAACAAAGGUGUUUGCUAAUACAACAAAUGUAAAUAUCACUUUAAUGAUUCCUUAUUUUAUUAUCUAUUAGUGGUCAUAUGCUGUGUUGUACAUUCAACACGGAUUAGUUUAACUAUGCUGAUCAUGUGCUGUCCUCCACAGCUGAAUAAAAGUUGGAUACGUUUA